Messenger RNA from Colletotrichum phormii, 1652 nucleotides. RefSeq names its product glycoside hydrolase superfamily. Lineage: Eukaryota; Fungi; Ascomycota; Sordariomycetes; Glomerellales; Glomerellaceae. Gene Ontology annotation, molecular function: hydrolase activity, hydrolyzing O-glycosyl compounds. The record is from RefSeq and is a predicted model, not a curated record. The transcript is spliced from 2 exons. The coding region runs from base 1 to 1533 and encodes 510 amino acids.
AUGCGCCGACUCUCGAGUCUAUCGGCGCUGCUAGCAGCCCUAGCAACCCCCUUCUCCACCUCCGCCGAGCUCAUCCGCCGCGAUCUCCAACCUCUCCCGCUCUCUGUCCGCGACCGCGACAUCGUCGAUGCCCGCAACGCAACAGUCGCCCUCGUAGGCGUGAACUGGGCAGGCCACGAGCGGACCAUGCUGCCCGAGGGCCUACAAUACCAAUCCGUCGCUCACAUCGUCAAGCGCAUCGCCGAGACAGGCUUCAACUCCGUCCGGCUAACGUUCGCCACCGAAAUGGUGGACGACAUCGUCGAUCGGGGCGGCGACGUGGACCUCAAGACGACGCUGCAGAAUGCGUUGGGGCCGGAGAACGGUACGGCUGUCUUGAAGCAGGUUCUCAAGAAUAACCCGUCUUUCAACGAGAGCUCGAAGAGGCUUGAUGUGUGGGAUGCUGUUGCGGCGGAGCUGGGGAGGCAGAAGAUUUACGUGCAUCUUGAUAAUCAUGUUUCCAAGGCUGGCUGGUGCUGUACGCCGUAUGAUGGGAAUGGAUGGUUCGGCGACACAAACUUCAACACGUCUAACUGGGUUCGCGGACUAUCCUACAUGGCAGAACAUGGAAAAGCUUCAAACUGGACAACCUUCACAAGCAUGGGUCUCCGCAACGAGCUCCGCGACCCCUUUUCCGCAACCCCUCCCCAGAGCCUGGAGAACACGACCUGGACGACCUGGAAGACGCGCAUGGUCCAAGGCGCCAACGCGAUCCACGCCGCCAAUCCGGAUGUUCUCAUCUUUUUUGGCGGGCGCAUCUUUGACUUUGACAUUUCGGCUCCGGUACAGGGGACGUUUGCCAGCGAACCGGGCUUCAACUUCUCCAUUGCCGAGUUUUCUUUCAAGAACAAGUUUGUGUUUGAGCAGCACCAGUAUGACCAAGGCCUUGUUGAUGACGCGUGUACGACUUAUCGGGAUAUCUUGACGGCGUUCGGCUCUGAUGUUAUGACUAUUGGGAAUAAUGGGACAACUGGAAACGGGACCAUGACGAACGGGACCAUGACGAAUGGGACCAUGACGAAUGGGACGAGUAAUCGGGCGCCGUUGGUGAUGACGGAGUGGGGGCAUGAUCAGACCGAUGAAAGCGGCGCAUUCAAGGACAAGUUCCGGAGGUGUCUAAUGGACUUCAUGGUUGAUGGGCAGAUUAGCUGGAUGGUUUGGGUGAUGGGUGGAAGUUACUACACGCGCGAGGGUGUGCAGGAUAAGGAUGAGCCUUGGGGUAAGUCUACUUUCCUUUUUAAGAAGAUGUUGAUGAUUGCUAAUCUUACCAUGAUAGCUAUUCUGGACCACAACUGGGACGCUUACCGUGGGAAAGCUUCCAUUCGACGACUCCAGAGCGACAUGGAAAGGACGUACGCUGCCUUUCACCAGUCUAUGCCCGAUGCUGGGCGGAGUCCUGGGAACCAGCCAAAGAGUGUUGCAACGUCAUUUCCUUACAGCGUCUCUUUGGCUACUUUGAUGGGUAUCGUCGUCGCGGGUAUGAUCUGGGCAUAGAAGAGAAAGAGUCUCGAGAGGUAGAGGAGAGGCUGUGUUCAUUGUGCAUAUUCGGGCUUGGUAGUCUUGCUCUUCUUAUCUCGCCAUCAUCCAGGAAACAGUCCACCGAAAGUCGAUGG